ACACACACACACACAGCUUUUUUUUUUUUCCAUCGUAAUUUUUAGUUCUAAAAAUUUGGAGGAGAAGAAGAGAGAGGAGAGGAGGAAAAAAGAAAAAAAAAAAAGAGUAAGAAACCCAAUGGCGGGAAUAAGGUCAACUCCGUUUUGAAAUAAGCAAAGGAAAAAAUAAAAGAAUUUGAAAUGAGAAAUUUAAAGUUUUGAAGAGGCCAAAAAGGAAAAAAGCUACGAAGUGUUGGCCAAAGCAGUGCCUUUUUCUCCUUCGUAUGACACUCCACAUGCGUUCUCUUCUCCGGGGAGGUGAGAUAAAAAAAAAAAAAAAAAGAGAGAGGGAAAAAAGGGGAAAAAAAAGCACUUCUUUGUUUAUUUAGUGGUUGGUUUAAAAAUUUGAAUUUUGAAACAAAAAUUUGAAUUUAAAAUUGGGGAUCGCUCCACCGCCGAUCUUUAAAUCCGCGGACAUUCCUCACGAGUAUACUUUUUUGAGGAGUUCUCCUUCCUUGUGGAUUCUACUGUUUUGUGUCGGCAAGGUGGGAUUUUGGGAGCGGGAUUAGGUGUUCUUUAGGGUUCUUCGAAAUGGGGGGGAUUGGGAGGAAAUGGGAAUUAGGGUUGUGAUCUAUUAGAAGAUUGGGAUUGCGCCAUGGAUCGCCGGAGUUGGCUUUGGAGGCGCAAGUCGUCGGAGAAGAGUCCCGGAGAAAGCGAGAGCUCGGGAUCGGUGUCGUCGCACUCGGAGAGAUACUCUGAUGAUCAGUGUGCUAUUGGAAAACAGGAGGUGUUGAGGGUUCAGUCGGAUACUGCUUCCCCAAGUCACGCCCAGUCACAAGAGGUUACUUCGAACAAUGGAGAUAAUAAUGAUGUCCAAGAGACUGUGAAGACUUUGACCGAGAAGCUAUCUGCUGCUCUUUUGAGCAUCAGCGCAAAAGAGGAGCUGGUCAAGCAGCACGCAAAAGUCGCUGAAGAAGCUGUUUCAGGGUGGGAACAAGCUGAAACCGAACUAGCGUCUCUCAAGCAGCAGCUUGAAAUCGCUUUCCAGAAGAACUCUGCUCUCGAGGAUCGAAUCAACCACCUUGAUGGGGCCCUCAAGGAAUGCGUGCGGCAGCUCCGUCAAUCCCGAGAAGAGCAAGAAGAGAGAACCCAUGAUGCGAUAUCCAAAAGGGCUCGUGAGUGGGAAUCGAGCAAGUCCGAGCUCGAGAAUCAGAUUCUUGAUCUCAAGAAACAGCUGGAAACUGCUGCAUCAGAAGCUGCUCCUUCCCCCCUUCAGCUUAAUCUGCAAGAAAAGCUCGAAGUUAUCGAGAGAGAGAACACGGACCUCAAAGCUGAGCUUCUCGCUCAAGCCGAGGAUAUUAGGGUUCUAGCACUUGAAAGAGAGCUUAGCAACCGAGUUGCAGAAACGGCUAGCAAACAGCACCUGGAGAGCGUGAAAAAAGCGGCCAAGUUAGAAGCUGAAUGCAGGAGAUUGCGGGCUUUCUCGCGUAAAAAAGCACCAAUUAUUGACCACAGACCAAUUCCUCAAUCAGUUUGUGUGGAAUCUCUCACUGAUAGCUUAUCAGAUAUGGAUAAUGAACCGGAAUGCUCGGAUUCGUGGGCAUCGGCUUUAAUCGCAGAGCUUGAUCAGUUCAAAAAUGGAAAAGCUGGUUCUAGAAAUCUAAAAACUGCUUCUGUGGAGAUUGACCUAAUGGAUGAUUUUCUUGAGAUGGAGAGGCUUGUGGCUUUGCCCGAGGCUGAUCGCAGAAGCUCUAGCUUCGAGCUAGAAACUGAUUCUGAAAAAGCUCUUUUGAAGGACUGCUUUUCGAAGGUUGAAAUUGAAUCUCUGCGGGAUGAAUUAGUAGAGUUACAGGCAAAGGUCAAGAAGAUCGAAAGUGAGAAGAAAGAACUGGAAAUGGCUUUGGCUGAUUCUAAAAGCCAUUAUGAGAUCACACAUGAUAAGCUAAAACUAGCUGACGAUGAAUUGGUGCAGCUGCACAAGCAGUUAGAAUUGGCUUAUGAGCUGAAACUUGCAUCGGAAAACGAAGUAAUGAAUGUGGAGGCAAAGAGAAAGGAGUUGCAUUAUCAACUAGAAUCAGCAAAUGUGGAAGUUGGAAAACAACGUGAGAAGGUGAGAUUCUUAGAACAAGAUCUUAAGGCUGAGAGGGACCUUUCUGUGAAAUAUGCGACUAAGGUCGAGGCUCUGGAGUCCACUAAGAAUGCCUUAGAGAUUCAGCUUGAAACGGUUAACUCGGAAGUCGGAAGACUAAGAGAGUUGGUGGGUGUGUUAGAAGGCAAAAUCAAGGAAGAGAAGGGCUUAUCUGCAAAAUUCUCAAUUAAAAUAGAGGCUUCGGAGGCAGCGAGAAAGGCUUUAGAAUCUGAGGUCGAGUCCGCGCGUAAAGAAGUUCGGAAAUUAAAGGAAAAGGUGGCUUUUGUAGAAGCUGAAGCAGAGAAGGAGAGGGUUAUAUCUGCAAAAUAUGCAGCUGAGGUAGAAACAGCAAAUCUUGUACUCGGGAACCUUCGUGAAGAAAUCGGCUUGCUGGAAGAGCAGAUUGAAAAGGAAAAAGCAAUUUCUGAAGAAUUCGCAGCUAAGUGCGAGAAGUUGGAGGCUCAGCUUUCGAGGCACCACCGAGAAGCCGAGCUUCGCCUAAUUGCAAAUGCAAAUGGAGAACUGAAGAUGAAGCAGGAGAAAGAGCUCGCGGUGGCUGCUGAAAAGCUGGCAGAUUGUCAGAAGACAAUAGCUUCUCUCGGCCAACAGCUCAAAUCCUUAACAGAUUUAGAUGAUAUCAUGCUCGAGGCGGAAAUACCUCAACUUAUCCAAAGCUUUGGAGAUCACGAAAAUGGCGAUGACGAUACACUACACUGUUACGAAAGUUCACGUAAUCUACAUGGAUUUACUCUCCCAAAUGGCAAAGAGAAGGGCUCUUUCCCCUUCUCUUCUAUCUCUUCGUCGGCCUCGGCCUCGGCCUCGACCGUUUCUGGGCUUUCGAGAUUGUUAUCGUAUAGUAGGAGCAAUAGUGCUAUAGAAAAAUAGUGAAGUAAUUAAUGAAUUGGUGUUAUAUUGGAAAUGUACAUUUAAAGGAAGUGCUUUUAUUGGAGAUUUGGUGGUUGUUAAUGGCUAACAUCAUGAGUCUUGUGUUAACUGUUGAAGCCCUGAACUUUUUUUAUUUAAUGAAGAAAAAGAUCCAGAGAGCUGGAUUUCAGUGUGCUUCUUGCAAAA
Molecule: messenger RNA, 3178 nt
Organism: Ananas comosus (pineapple)
Lineage: Eukaryota; Viridiplantae; Streptophyta; Magnoliopsida; Poales; Bromeliaceae
Product: filament-like plant protein 3
Exons: 6
Coding region: 635-2992 (785 amino acids)
Source: RefSeq, a predicted model, not a curated record